GUGGAGCUGUGUCCCAAGUGGCGGUGCUUUGAACUCAAUACAAGCUGCAUUACACAUCAGUAACAUGGGGCAGGUUACCUUCUCAAGCACAUGUCUGUCUUGUGUUCCACUUAUCUGGUACAAGGACACGGAUCAUGUCCAUACUGUGCAUUCCUGUCUCUGCCUCUGUGUGUCUGUGUUCCCGUCUCUGCCCCUGUGUGUCUGUGUUCCCGUCUCUGCCCCUGUGUGUCUGUGUUCCUCACUGGGUCUCAGGCUGUCUGUAUUCUAUCUGUGUUUCUGUAUGUCUGUGUUCCCCUCUGAGCCUCAGGGUUUCAAUCCUCCCAUUUGGGCCUCCAGGAGUCUGUGUUCUAUCUGUGUUUCUGAAUAUCUGUGUUGCCAUCUCUGCCUUUGUGUGUCUGUGUCCCUGAGUGCACAGCUGCUGCUUCCUCAGACCCCCAAAACGAUCCCGAAAGCUUCCCUGAUGACCCGGGUCCUGGUGAGGAGGCCCCGCCCCCCAGAGACAGGCAGACAGACGGUCCGGAUCACUGUGGCCAGGCCUGUGCCACAGGGGAGCUCCAUGCUGCCGCUGGACUCUACAGAAGCUGGCGGUCCUCGUUUUGAUACCCGAGGCAUGGUCCUGCCACACAGCAUCCUAGGAACCCUGGAGAACUUUAAACAGGAUAUGGAGGCCAGAGGAGAGCUGGAGCUGGUGAAACGGGUGCCGGCCUCCUUAGGAGUACGCCCCCUGGUGAAAGUGGUGCAGAAAGGCAGCCCCGUUAAGCAGCACUGUCCCCUGGACCCACAGAGCCAAGCCCUGCAUCACUGGGAGCAUCACAUGGUUGAGCGGCGGCGUCAACAAGACUUUCUCUCCCGACUGCUUCAUAAACCAGUGCAGACGCUGUUGAUGACCCAGUCUGACUGGUUGAGAGAGACCCAGGAGAGGCGGGAGCUGAUCAGCCGUGGGCUGCCUGCCCUGUGCUCUGGCCAGGGCUACCAUGUGGGCAGUGGGUUCUGGAAGCUUCCUCAGAAUAUCGGUGAUGAGUUUAGUGGUAUUACCAGCACCCUGACCCGGAGGGAAAGGGGCUAUCCAGAGCCCAUCACUCGCAUUGGCCAGCCACGGAGGAUACGUUUGGAAACAGGCAACGCACUCCCAGAGGUCUCCCCUUCUGCCUGCCGGACCUGGGCCCACAGCCUGUACCUGCAGCACCGCUGGCAAGAGCUUGGGGAGCUUCUCAUGGACCAGGGCUUCACACAGCCAGAGAUAGAUGGUCUGGAGGUAAUCGGGAGAAAUCAGGUGUUCUCUGCUGACACUGCAGAGUGCUGCUCCCUAAAUGAAGGCAAGAGGGAGCAGGCAGAGGAGGAGAAAGAAACAGUGAAGAGGGAGAACAGUGCGGAGCUGAAGAAUCCCCCGGCACAAGAUGAUGACAUCACUCCAGACACGGUGCUUGUUCCAGUACUGCACUUCUGCGGGCACCGUGCCUGCUGGACUGGCAGCUCACCCUCGCACCAGGGGGCGGUGGGCGUCACUGGUCAGCUCAGCUUCGAAGCACCUAUAGGGCAGAAGACCUCCUCCUACCUGGAGCUGCAUAAUGAGGGCAGUACAGCCAUCUACUACUACUGGAGGCGCCAGGCCCUGCGGCACAGCUUCAGGGAGGCUGAUGGACAUGGCUACAGGGAGACUGGCGGGCAUGGGCGUGGGCAGAGCUUCUACUUCAACAGCAACACGGGCAUCAUCCUGCCCGGCGAGAUGCAACGGAUCCUCUUCACUUUCAAGUCGACCACGGCCGGCAUCUUCCAUGAGGCGUGGUGCCUGAAUACACACCCAGUUCUGCUCAGCGGGGCCUCGCUGCAAGUGACGCUGAGCGGGGUGGCCUUCCACCAGGAUGAGAAUGUGCAGCAGAGGGCCACUUUAGAGCGGGGGCUCCUGCAGAAGGAGGCGGCCUCGGUGUGCAGGCUACUACUGUCUGAGCUCCUGCAGGGGGCGCACUCCCCAGAGAGGCCCGACUCCCCUGCUGAGCACCACCUCACAGAGGAAGGCUGCUUCUGCAGGGCCAACCCUCAGCUGCAUUACCAGCAGGGGGCCGUGCAGAUGCUGAGGGAGCUGUGGGAGCAGGUGGCUCCUCGAGGGGGCGACCCCCACCACCACGCCCCGGCUUGGGACCUCUCUGUGCCCAGCCUCAGACAGACCCUGCUGGCUAUGCCAGAAGGAGAGAGGGAGGGCACAGUGCAGAGGCACAAGGAGAAUGCCCUGGCCUGCUUCAACACCUUGGUACUGGAGCUCCAGCAGUUUCAUGAGCGGCCCCAGGCCCUAUCGCCAUACACCAUCGGGCUGCAGCUGUGGAGGGAGCUGUUAGACAAAAUGGUGAGUGAAGCCUUGUGGCAGAGGCACCUGCUUAAACUUCCAUACAGGGACGCCUGGGCAGACAGCAGGCUGGAUCCCGCUGGCUUCAACGUAAAGAAGGAGGACAAUUCAGAAAAGAAAGGAGGGAUUUCAGUAGAAGAGGAGGAGAAAAAAGGAGCAAUGAAGCAGCCAGGGAAUGACAGGCCCACAGAGGAGCAGCUCUCCAGUAAGAGGAAAGGCCAAGAUGAGAAGCAUCACAGGAUGCUGGGUGAGGAGGUGCUGUCAGGAGGAAGAAGCUUGAAGUGUGACCUUGUGGAAAGCCAAGAGGAACUUCAGGAGCAGUACCGCCAAAAACUGUACCAGCAGACCUACUCACUGUUGGAGGAGCUGGUGGACUCUCUGUGUGAGCUACUGGAUGAAACACAAAGCUCCUGAGCACAAUAAAGUCCUCCUAAUAAAUCAAGUGUGAUUGUCUACAAAUAAAC
Messenger RNA from Paramormyrops kingsleyae, 2805 nucleotides. RefSeq names its product mycbp associated protein (gene mycbpap). The record is from RefSeq and is a predicted model, not a curated record. Lineage: Eukaryota; Metazoa; Chordata; Actinopteri; Osteoglossiformes; Mormyridae.